This is a messenger RNA of Ceutorhynchus assimilis (cabbage seed weevil), 435 nucleotides long. The record is from the annotation of a GenBank genome assembly. Lineage: Eukaryota; Metazoa; Arthropoda; Insecta; Coleoptera; Curculionidae.
AUGAUUGAUUUUACGGCAGCAACCGAGGAUAUCUGUGGACACGUGAAAAGGUGGAAAGUACAACAAGAAAACGAGAACCUGACCGUCCACAACACAAUCACUUUUGAGUUUGAGUGGGAGACAAAUACAGCCACGACAGGACCAUUGAACGGAGGUAAAAGAGGAUGGCACGUGGAGGAAAUGAGCCUGAAAAACUUUACGAGGGAGUGUAGAGAGAUGCUACGAGAUGAAAUAGAUGUCACUCCCGAAAUGCUAGUGAAUGGGAUCAUUGAAAAAUGCAAUGAAAACUUCCGAAAAAGAAACAAGGGAUACCGGGGUAGAAACCCAGCGUAUCUUGCGUGGAACAGUGACAUAGCAACAAAAAGGAACGAAUGCAUCAAAGAAAGGGUACAAGAGCACGAGCAAGAACUGGAGAGGAGGAAGAAGAAAGGAUAA